Siniperca chuatsi (mandarin fish) is the source of this 9853-nucleotide messenger RNA. RefSeq names its product plexin-A1-like. Gene Ontology annotation, biological process: semaphorin-plexin signaling pathway involved in axon guidance; regulation of cell shape; regulation of GTPase activity. Gene Ontology annotation, cellular component: semaphorin receptor complex. NCBI's taxonomy places the organism in Eukaryota, Metazoa, Chordata, Actinopteri, Centrarchiformes, Sinipercidae. The coding region runs from base 418 to 6111 and encodes 1897 amino acids. Gene Ontology annotation, molecular function: protein binding; semaphorin receptor activity. The transcript has 32 exons. The record is from RefSeq and is a predicted model, not a curated record.
AGUUGCAUUCCUCUCCUCUCCUCUCCAUUCACACGCAGGGAGCCGCCGGAGAGAGAGUACCGCCGCUCCGUGACCAGAGUGGAAUGUCCCCAAGUUUUGGAAUUUAAAACCAUGGCGAGGAUAUCUGGCCUCAGGAUCACCUGAAUCUGGCUCCCACCUCGUGCCUCUGUGGAUGAUGUUCCUGAUGACGGCUUGCAACGCUGAAAACAGGACAGCGGAUCAAUAGGAGUUUUGUUUCCCUUCCCUUUUGUCCUUCUCUCUCUCUCUCUCCCUCAAACUGUCCUCCGUCAUUCCUUGACAGAAGAGCAGAAACGAAAAAAAAUCCUGACUUGGUACCAGAGCUUGUACUUCUCGUCCUUCUCCUCCUCUCUUUCUCCUUCCCCAUCCCCCUAAGUCUUGCCUCUAGACAGCCUAGACAUGUGUCCCCUAGCUCGGUCAGCGGCUUCCCCUGGCCAGGGGAACUUUUUUCUCCUCUUGGGGAUUUUGCUCAUCAUGAGUGCAUCCUUCUCUGGAGGCCAACCCCCACCCUUCAAACGAUUUGCCCCACAUGUGUGGGGGCUUACACAUCUGGCCAUUCACAACAAAACUGGAGAAGUCUAUGUGGGAGCUGUCAACUGGAUUUUCAAGCUAUCUAGCAACCUGACCAAACUGCGCAGCCACAUGACUGGCCCAGUGGUGGACAAUGAGAAGUGCUACCCUCCGCCAAGUGUCCAGUCCUGCCCUCAUGACCUGGCCCAGACCCCCAAUGUGAACAAGCUUCUUCUCAUAGACUAUGCACAGAACCGCCUCAUUGCCUGUGGCAGCACUUCGCAGGGGAUCUGCCAGUUCCUACGUCUGGAUGACCUUUUUAAGCUUGGUGAGCCCCACCACCGCAAGGAGCACUACCUCUCCAGUGUGGCAGAGUCGGGUACCAUGUCCGGGGUCAUCAUAAGCUCCCCCCACAGUCCGACCAGUAAGCUAUUCAUUGGAACCCCUAUUGAUGGCAAGUCUGAGUACUUCCCUACCUUGUCCAGCCGCAAGCUAAUGGAAAAUGAAGAAAAUGCAGACAUGUUCAGCUUUGUCUAUCAGGAUGAGUUUGUCUCCUCUCAGCUGAAGAUCCCCUCGGACACUUUGUCCAAGUUCCCUGCUUUCGACAUCUAUUAUGUUUACAGCUUCAGCAGUGAGCAGUUUGUCUAUUAUCUAACAAUGCAGCUGGAUACCCAAUUGACGUCACCUGAUGCCAGUGGAGAGCAAUUCUUCACCUCCAAAAUUGUCCGACUCUGCGUGGACGACCCCAAGUUUUACUCCUACGUCGAGUUCCCCAUUGGCUGCACUAAAGAUGGGGUAGAGUACCGCCUGGUGCAGGAUGCCUUCUUGGCUCGGCCAGGCCGGCAGCUGGCCAACUCUCUGGGGAUCUCUGAGAAUGAAGACAUCCUCUUCACAGUCUUCUCUCAGGGUCAGAAGAAUCGGGCCAAACCACCCAAAGAGUCAGCAUUGUGCCUGUUCACCUUGAGGAGGAUAAAGGAGAAGAUCAAAGAAAGAAUUCAGUCCUGCUACAAGGGAGAUGGGAAACUCUCCUUACCCUGGCUGCUCAACAAGGAGCUCGCCUGUAUCAACUCGCCGCUGCAGAUAGACGAUAACUUCUGCGGCCAGGACUUCAACCAGCCUCUGGGGGGAACCAGCACCAUCGAGGGCACCCCCCUCUUCAUCGACAAAGAUGAUGGCAUGACCUCAGUGGCGGCAUACGACUACCGCGGCAACACCGUGGCUUUUGUUGGUACACGGAAUGGCAAAAUGAAGAAGAUCUUGGUGAACUCUGUGAGUCCCAACCGUCCAGCAGUGCUCUACGAGAAGGUGACUGUAAGCGAGGGAGGAAGUCCCCUACUGAGAGACAUGCUGUUCAGCCCAGACCAGCAGUACAUCUACACGCUGACUGACAGACAGGUGGUUAGAGUUCCAGUAGAGAGCUGUGAGCAGUACACCACUUGUGGGGAGUGUUUGGGCUCCAAAGACCCUCACUGUGGAUGGUGUGUCCUCCACAAUGUUUGUUCACGCAAGGACCGCUGUGAACGAGCAGGAGAGCCCCAGAGGUUUGCCUCUGACCAGAGGCAGUGUGUGGAGCUCACCGUUCAGCCAAGAAAUAUCUCUGUUACAAUGUCUGAAGUGCAGCUGGUCUUGGAGGCUCGUAACGUGCCUGAUCUGUCAGCAGGGGUCAACUGCUCCUUCGAGGACUACGUGGAGACGGAGGGACAGAUCCAGGGUGGACAUAUCUUCUGCCUGUCUCCCUCCGUCCGGGAUGUCAUCCCAAUCACAAGGAACAAAGGUGACAAGCGGGUGGUGAAGCUCUAUCUGAAAUCCAAGGAGACGGGCAAAAAGUUUGCCAGCGUUGACUUUGUCUUCUACAACUGCAGCGUCCACCAGUCCUGCCUUUCCUGUGUAAACGGCUCUUUCCCAUGCCACUGGUGCAAGUACCGCCACAUGUGCACCCAGAACGCCAAUGACUGCUCUUUCCAGGAGGGACGCGUCAACAUCUCUGAGGACUGCCCUCAGAUCCUUCCCUCAACCCAGAUCUACAUCCCUGUCGGGGUGACCAAGCCGAUCACCUUAGCUGCCAAGAACCUGCCCCAGCCCCAGUCAGGACAGAGGAACUACGAGUGCGUAUUCCACAUCCAGGGAGAGACCCACAAUGUGCCUGCCCUGCGCUUCAACAGCACCUCCAUCCAGUGCCAGAAAACAGCGUAUACCUAUGAGGGCAAUGACAUCAGUGACCUGCCAGUGGAUUUGUCUGUGGUUUGGAACGGAAACUUUGUCAUCGACAACCCCUACAACAUCAAAGCCCACCUGUAUAAGUGCUAUGCGCUGAGGGACAGCUGUGGGAUGUGUCUGAAGGCAAACCCCAGGUUUGAGUGCGGCUGGUGCGUACAGGAGAAGAAGUGCUCACUGAGACAGGAGUGUACUCCUCCAGAGAGCACUUGGAUGCACGCCACCACAGGAAACAGCCGCUGUGCGCAUCCCAAGAUCACCAAGUUGUUUCCAGAGACGGGGCCCAGGCAGGGAGGAACCAUGCUGACCAUCACGGGUGAGAACCUGGGUCUGCAGUUCAAAGACAUCCAGAGUGGAGUCCGCAUCGGCAAGGUGGCUUGCAUCCCUCAGGAGGACCAAUACAUCAGUGCUGAGCAGAUAGUGUGUCGGCUGAAUGAUGCCACAGGUUACAGGGUGCAGGAGGCUCAGGUAGAAGUGUGUGUUAGGGACUGCAUUAACCCAGACUAUAAAGCAGUCUCCACCAAGGCCUUCACCUUUGUGUCUCCGUACUUCACCCGUGUCCAGCCUUCCACUGGGCCGCUGUCUGGAGGAACGAGGAUCACCAUUGAAGGCAGUCAUCUCAAUGCAGGGAGCGCUGUAUCUGUGAAGAUAGGACUUCCCCCCUGCCUCUUCGAGAGGCGGAGCAGCAAGGAGAUAGUGUGUGUGACCCCAGCAGGACAAACCCCAGGCACCACCCCGGUCAUGGUGGACAUCAACUCUGCUGAGCUGAGGAACCCAGAGGUCAAGUUCAACUACACAGAUGAUCCCACCAUUCUCAAGAUCGAGCCUGACUGGAGUAUCGCCAGCGGAGGAACCAUGUUGACCAUUACUGGAACCAAUCUGGCCACCAUCAAGGAGCCCAAAAUGAGAGCCAAGUAUGGAGCUGCCAAGUCAGAAAAUAACUGCACGGUUUUCAACAACACCGUGAUGGUGUGUCUGGCGCCCUCUGUGGCCGGAUCUGACAAAGGCUUCUCGGAGGUGGGCAGCAGUCCUGAUGAGAUCGGCUUUGUCAUGGAUGACGUGCGCUCUGUGCUGGUGGUAAAUGAGACUUUCAGCUACCACCCAGACCCUGUGUUCGAACCUCUGAGCCCCUCGGGCAUGCUGGAGCUGAAGCCUAGCUCACCACUCAUACUCAAGGGCCGUAACCUAAUUCCUGCAGCCCCAGGAAACGCCAAGCUGAACUACACAGUGCUGAUUGGGGAGACGCCCUGCGUUCUCACCCUGUCUGAGAGCCAGCUGCUGUGUGAAUGGCCCAACCUGACCGGAGAACAUAAAGUCACAGUGCGUGUUGGAGGCUUUGAAUACUCACCGGGGACCUUACAGAUCUACUCAGACAGCCUGCUCACCCUGCCUGCCAUCAUUGGUAUCGGAGGAGGUGGCGGCCUGCUCCUCUUGGUUAUCAUUGUGGUGCUGAUCGCUUACAAGAGGAAGUCACGGGAUGCCGACCGCACCCUCAAACGGCUGCAACUGCAGAUGGACAACCUGGAGUCCAGGGUGGCCCUUGAGUGCAAGGAAGCCUUUGCAGAGCUGCAGACGGACAUCCAUGAACUCACUCAGGAGCUGGACGGAGCAGGAAUCCCCUUCCUGGACUACCGCACCUACGCCAUGAGGGUCCUCUUUCCUGGGAUAGAGGACCACCCUGUGCUCAAGGAGAUGGAGGUACGGGUACCCGCUAACGUGGAGAAGGCCCUGACGUUGUUCGGCCAGCUGCUGACCAAAAAGCACUUCCUGCUGACCUUCAUCCGCACCUUAGAGGCACAGCGGUCUUUCUCCAUGCGAGACCGGGGCAACGUGGCCUCCCUAAUCAUGACAGCACUGCAGGGGGAGAUGGAGUACGCCACGGGCGUCCUCAAACAGCUCCUGUCUGACCUCAUCGACAAAAACCUGGAGAGCAAGAACCACCCGAAGCUUUUACUCAGGAGGACGGAGUCAGUCGCUGAGAAGAUGCUCACCAACUGGUUCACCUUCCUGCUUUACAAAUUCCUCAAGGAGUGUGCUGGUGAGCCUCUCUUCAUGCUGUACUGUGCCAUGAAGCAGCAAAUGGAAAAGGGACCAAUAGACUCGAUCACCGGAGAGGCCCGCUACUCCCUCAGCGAGGACAAACUCAUUAGGCAGCAGAUUGACUACAAGACUUUGACGCUGCACUGUGUGAACCCAGAGAAUGAGAACGCUCCGGAGGUGACGGUGAAGAGCCUGAACUGUGACACAGUGACGCAGGUGAAGGAGAAGCUGCUGGAUGCUGUGUACAAGGGCACACCGUACUCCCAGAGACCAAAGGCCUCAGAUAUGGACCUGGAAUGGCGGCAGGGUAGGAUGGCUCGCAUCAUCCUUCAGGACGAGGAUGUAACCACUAAGAUAGACAACGACUGGAAGAGACUCAACACCCUGGCUCACUACCAGGUGACAGAUGGCUCAGUGAUUGCCCUGGUGCCUAAACAGAACUCAGCCUACAACAUCUCCAACUCCUCCACAUUCACCAAGUCCCUCAGCAGAUACGGUACGAGAGAAGAGAGCAUGCUGAGGACAGCCAGCAGUCCAGACAGCUUGCGCUCCCGAACACCCAUGAUCACCCCCGACCUCGAGAGCGGCACCAAACUGUGGCACCUGGUCAAGAACCACGACCACUCAGACCAGAGGGAAGGGGACAGAGGGAGCAAGAUGGUCUCUGAGAUCUACCUGACCAGACUGCUGGCCACCAAGGGUACACUCCAGAAGUUCGUGGAUGACCUGUUCGAGACCAUCUUCAGCACAGCACACCGAGGAAGUGCCCUGCCUCUCGCCAUCAAGUACAUGUUUGACUUCUUGGACGAGCAGGCAGACAAACACUCCAUAUCGGACUCUGAUGUACGGCACACUUGGAAGAGCAACUGUCUUCCCCUGCGGUUCUGGGUGAACGUGAUCAAGAACCCCCAGUUUGUCUUUGACAUCCAUAAGAACAGCAUUACAGACGCCUGCUUGUCUGUGGUGGCUCAGACCUUCAUGGACUCCUGUUCAACAUCGGAGCAUAAACUAGGAAAGGACUCGCCUUCCAACAAGCUGCUGUAUGCUAAAGACAUCCCCAACUAUAAGAACUGGGUAGAGAGGUACUACUCUGACAUCUCCAGGAUGCCGGCCAUCAGUGACCAGGACAUGAGUGCCUACCUGGCUGAGCAGUCACGCCUGCACGCCAACCAGUUCAAUAGCAUGUCAGCCCUACACGAGAUCUACUCCUACAUUGUCAAGUACAAGGAUGAGAUCUUGUCGGCGUUGGAGCGGGACGAGCAGGCGAGGAGACAGAGACUGAGGAGCAAGCUGGAGCAGGUCAUCGACACAAUGGCCCUGACCAGCUGAGGACCAUCCAGCACCUCCAUCUUCUCCUUCUCUUCACUCCUCCUCUCCAUCUGUCUCUCUCCCUCGCUCCUCUCACCCAGACAACAAACAAAACUCCAACCCCCAACAAUACGACAGACGAACUGCAAAAGGACUGAAGCAGUAUACUGCAAAAUGGGGGGGGUUCGGCAGAGAUGGGCGGGCCUGUGUACGCUUACAUGUGUAUGUGUGUGUUUGUCUGCAGCCCCAUACGGUGUGUGGGCUGGUGUCUGUGUGAGAGACUGGGACAUUUUCACACAUGCAUACAUGGAGAAACAUGUCAACUGACAGCAUUUGAUUAUUGUGGAUGUCGGUGUUUGUUGUUUGCUUGAUUUUGAUUUCAGAAGUUUUGUUGUGAUGAAGCGAUGGUCAGGAAAGAAACAAUGGAAGCCUGGAAAGGAACUCCAUAUAUGGCAUCAUUAGCAGGAUGGACCAAUCUGUGAUGAGCCAAUGGAGAGAGGCUCUCCAAGUUAUGUGACUCCAACGGGUGUCACAGUUUUAAAGGAUGUUUUUUUUUUUUCGUAUAAAUGUAAUCAACUGCCCACUCUCUGAUCUCUCGCCACUUGUAUUACUGCUGAAUUUGCACAAUUUACAGAAACGUUACAAAGGAAAACGAUAUAGAUAUUAUAUAUAAAUACAGCUACGUUUUUAAAGAAAGAUUAGGGAGAAAACAUUUCCGUUUAUCCUUUUCAUUUAAAACCAACAAACACAAUAAAAAAUACAACAAUAAAACAUGAUUUGAUAUUUCAAGUACAAAAGAAAAAACAACGUAGACAAAAAAAAAAACUACGAAAAAGAAACAAAAAAGUCGUACUGUGCCAUGUUUUCUUUGAAUGUUGUUUAGUGCAAAGACAUUUUGUUAGAUGGAAUGUGCUACCAUAUGAUUUUAAAUAUGAACAUGCCUAGUGACUGAAAAGAAUCGUUUGAGCAAUGACGCAUCAUAAAAUCUUUGUUGAAAAUGGCGGGAAGUGGUGCGACACAAAGUUGUCCGCCUCCUUGAGUUAGGACAGUUCAUGGUGUCAUGGUGAUAACACAAAGUUGCUGUUGUUUCUAAUUCAAUCAGUGCAAUCUUUUGGUUUUAGAAAACCAAAUAUAUACUCACAGGAUUGUUGCUUUAUCAUGGUCACGUUAGUAUCCGCCGCCACCACUGGUUCUGGUUUUCAAGGGUCAAGAAGUGGCACUUCAGUGGAUCAUGGUAUAGUGACUGAACAAUGAAGUAGCUCCAUUGCACUACCUGUAAUAUUCCUGUUUGCCCCGAUACCACAUAGCCACCAUAUCUAACCGUUAGGAUUCCACGGGUCCUGAGUUUGUGUUAUCCAUCCCUUGAAGGGUCAUUAAUUUUCUGACACGGUCCUGUUAGAGCAAAGCCAAAGUCUUGGUGCUCUCAGACACUGUUUACGUCUUUACAGGAGUGACAAUGAGGUCAGAUAGAGCUUAGCCGAAACCCCUCAGUGGUGAAACAAAGUGGGAAAAGCUGUUUUCAGCCUAAAGCAACUUUUCAUUUUCUCAAUGUUAAUACUCAAAUUAGAGGGGCAAGGAAAAGAUAUACUGAGUGUUUCUCUCCACCUCUAACCUAUUUGAGAUGGGGGGGUUUAGCUUUUUAUCCAUGGGGGGGUAUAGAAAGAUACAGAGGUGAGACACCUGUUCAUUAGCUACACAAGGCUGAGUAAUCCUCCUCUUAGCCUGCAGCUCUUGUUUCAAAACUAGCCUAUUGCCAUGUGUGGCUUAAGCUUUUUUUAUUACUGCUCUCUUAAGAGGAUUUCUUUGUUUCUCUUUUCUUUUUUUUCUUUCUUUUUUUAAGUCUUGAAGUCAAGGUUUUUGACUUUGUGGUGAGAAAUAAUGUUUUGUGAUUUUUAUUUUAUUUUUUUCUGCUUGCCGAAAAACCAAACUGUGGUCUGUAUAAUGUUUUUGUUGAUGUUUUCAUUUGUAAAUUGUAUACUUUUUCAUGAUGAACAAAAGCUGUUUGCCAUUUUUUUGUAAUCAGGUUCUUUUUUUGGUUUUUGGUUUUUGUCCUUUUUUUCAAGAUGUAAAUUGUACAUUUACGGUACACAGAAGACAAAUUUCUCUUCGGUUUGCCUGAAGUUGAAGUACUUGACCGAACUCAAGGUUUAUUUUCCUGAUCUCAAGGAUCAAAAUGAAAUUGUUGCAUCAGAUGAGCAUCUGUGUCUUUGUGAUGAAAAUGUGACUUGCUGCUUUAACUCUUGUACCUUGUUUUUCUAUCAAACAUUAGGGCUGUCAUUUUAUGCUGAUCAUAAAUGCUGUCGCUGUCCAUAUGCCAGGUUCCUUAAAAAAACAAAAACAAUCUUCUGUCACAUCAAGAAUAGUGAGCACACCUCCCAAAUUAAUGUCAACCCACCAUUUUGUUUACAUGUCUGAGAUGUGACAUUGCUUUCUACAGCUGUAUACAUAUGAGCCUAGUUCAACUAGAUACCUGUCGGGACUUGAUUGUUUUUUUGGCAGGUACAGAGGAAACUGUCUUGAGGGACCACGCUGCCCAUGUUAGGAUAGAGAUUUCUCCUUUUCAGCUGACUAUGUUGGCUACACACAUUGAAUAAUCUCUGUUAGAAUCGUCUAAAUUAAAGAGAGUACUACAAAACCUCCACAAAAAUAUGCUUAGUCCACUUUACAAACAUUAUAAACAUGUUUUUUUUCCUUCAGUAUGCAGCCAAGUUUUUGCUGCAUUGGUACAUUUUGGUGCUCGUACUGUAGAUCUCAUGGCAAGGAAAUAGAUGACUGCUGUGGCCCGAGCUCAGCUGUGCUGUUAACAGCAGUCCUUUGAAUGAUCAGUAUGAGUACAAUGUACAGUGGAGACAAAUCCACUCGCUUCCUGCAAAAGCACACAGACAAAAAACAACUGAGGCUACAGUGCCCAUUUGGUGAUCUGUCAGGCUACAAGACACUUAAAACAUUCUCAAUUCAUUCUCAGGUUCAUGCUCCAUUUGUGUCAUAUUCUAGUUGUAAUUUGGUUGAUUAAAUGACUGCUGCGGGAGUUUGUUUAUCGUUUGCAUGGCUACUUGCCUUUUAGAUUGACCUGCUUUGCAAGUCCGGACGCAUCUUUAGAGAACCUUCCCAGCCACUAUUGGUUUGGUGUGAUAAUUGACUUGUAUUUAUUGUUAUUGAGGUUGUAUACAGCAUGUCUUUUAGAGUGUUUGGUGUCAUCAGGAGGAAGCAAGCAUCAGCUGCUGACAAGAACAACAUGCUGAUUGUAGUUUGACAGAGUUGCUGGGUUUUAUGGGUUUUUCUGUCAAAUCAGAACAAAUUAACAAGUGAAGUUUACUGCACUGCCUUCAGUGUGAGCACAUUCAGCACAUAGUCAUGUAUCUCAUGUUUAAUUCUCAGCUCUUUAGACAUGCUUAGUCACGCUUUUGCCUUUCCAAAAAAAAAGUAGUUGAAUCAAAUACAAGUCCUGGCACCAUUCUAUUUUCAUUUCAUUUUUUCCUGCUUUCUUCCGAUUCUGGAAAAUUCAGUAGUUGUUCUUUCUUUUUUUUUAAAUGGAAGUUACAUAGAAUCCAAGGAAACACAAAUCAAAUGAAUUUCAGACAGAGCUGGCAAAGGAAUUUUAAUACUAGAUUAACUCAAAUACACAGUUUCAGACUUGAAGCGACUGUCACAAGUUUGCAGGUUAACAUUCAUUGUGUAAAUAUUCUGUUAUUUCCUAUUUUGCAGAUUUACUACUUGUAAAUAAACACACAUCAAGGAGAGAUUAAACAUUUUUUGCUAAAUA